Molecule: messenger RNA, 1104 nt
Organism: Mollisia scopiformis
Lineage: Eukaryota; Fungi; Ascomycota; Leotiomycetes; Helotiales; Mollisiaceae
Exons: 1
Coding region: 399-986 (195 amino acids)
Source: RefSeq, a predicted model, not a curated record
AACGCACCGCACUCCACUCACAUAACCUCGCCGACGUAGGUACUAUACGCUGCCUUACCAAACCUUCCCCUCCCCUCCCAUGCAUCGCCAUGCCAUAUCUUACGAGUGCUCGACGGGGAUGCUGCAGACGUCCUUCCGAGUGGAAGUUGCGUCGUUCGCCCUACACCUUCUUAGUCUUAACAAGGAGCUUAAAAGCUCUUAAGGAGGUUUAAUGGUGGGGCUUAUUGCCCAUCCCCCUCCAUAGGUCUCCAUAGGUCCACAUCUCACACAGGUGCAUCCCUCUUGGCAGGUCCAGCUCUCUCUCGCGACUCUCGAUAGGUACUUCGUACAUGGUGCGGUAACUGGAGGACGGUAACUGGAGGCCUGUGUGGACGAGGCGAUACUUUCCGACGGACCAGAUGGCUAUUACGGGCUCAAUGGCGGACCCGAGCUGGUGGCUAUUGCCGUCUUUUGACCUGAGCCACCUUGGAAGACCUGUCGGACCCAGCAGAGGAAGUCUAUGGUGUCUCGAGAAAGUGAGGGGAUGCAUGGCAUCCAUCAUUCGAAAUACAUGGCACGCAUCGGAGCACCAACAGAAAAUCACAAUGCUGCGAGUCUUUUUUUAUCGAGACCACCUCUGCAUCUCUGAUGCAUGCUAUGCCCAUGCCAUGCCUACGUCAGGGAUGCUCGAUCGUCUCAGGGGCAGGGUCUGCUCUCCGAUCAAAUUUGAAUCGCUGCGCUGUCUCAAUGGCCAAUCGACCCAAGUAGACUUUGGCAGCAUACUUUUCCAGCCUGCAAAGCUAACCCCGGUUCAGUACAGUAUUUCCAUUCACCUCCCCGGCCUGCCCGUCGAGGUCUCCCUCUCCCUUGCUUUCCUUGUCACUUGUUACUUCCUAAUCGCCUCAACCGCCAAAAAGGAUCCCGAGCAGAACUUGCUUUUGGCCCGAGACCCUUUCCGUCCUCUUCCAGCACGCAGCAACAGCAGACCGUCAUGGGUCACCGCUUGAUCCAGCGGCGGCACAGGUCUGCCACCAUCCAUCGAGUCGUCCUAUUUCCUGUACAGUAGUACUUCGCGGCCGGAGAACGACGACAUGCGGGCGCUGCAGACCGACUGGCUUCCCUGUC